CCACUAUCCACAAAAUUCCAUUCCAUGAUUUCAGGUAGUUUUCUCCAACAUCUACACUUGGAGCUACGCUCAACGUUCCUCACGUUCUUUUCAGUAUGGCUACCCACGCCCACUCGUGACAAAUCCAGAACCACCCAGGCCAACCACAAUUAGUUGCAGCAUCCCCCCCCCAAAAUGGGGAACCUCACAGUGACGGAACUCCACGACGCCUUGCCCGAGGGCAACUACUUGGACUGGCUCGUGGUGGACGAUGUACUCCACCAGAUCCUCGUCGACGCAAACCACCUCACAAAGCCGAUCAGACACCUACGCAUUCGCAUGCGCCUCGAGGACCAACUCACGGACCGCCUCCCACAACUCCCGCCGUUCAUCCGCUCGGCCUACGCCGCCGACAAAGCCAACUGCAUGCUCUACCUCUUCCGGGACAUGAUGAAACUGAAAGGCGACCUCCAGGCGCGCUGCCGCCAGCGCCGCCUGGCCCUGCCCGCCCACGCCGCCGCGAAGGAGCUCGGGACCUUCACCGAGCCGCCCGCGAACGUGAUCAGCAAACAUUCUGUGGAGACCAACGCGCGGCGCGCCGGGAAGCCGGAAACCCGCCACCAGUCCAACUGGCGGUAUUAUUAUACGGACGAUGGGGACGGGGGCAGGGUGGUUUGUCGGCUGCUGCAGGGCAUGGAUGUGCUUCAGCCGCUGUGGCCGGAGGCGGAGAGCAUGAAUGUGGCGGUGAGGGGGCUGAGGGAGGAGAUUGGCGCGGUGGUGGAGGGGGAGGAGGCGUGGCUGCGCGCCUUGUUUGCGUUGAUGCAUUCGGAUACGGGCGCGGUUUGGUUUGUUGUGGCUGCGAGAAAAGCCCUGAUGGUGUUAUUCACCCUGGGGACCGGAGACCCGGCUCCGAACUGCGGUGCAUGCAUGGGACGUCUCUUGGAGAUGAAGCAGCUCGUGACCAGGAGUCCUCGCCUGGAAGUCCAACAUCAUCUCCUGCACACGAUCUACAUCCUGAAGAUGACCCACAUCCUGAAGACGAUCUACACUCCGAACCAGGAAUCCCACCAGCGGCGCCAACGCGCGAAACCCUACACCUACACGCCCGCGAAUCGCAACCCCCCUACCAAUAACACAACUCGUCCCCGUAUAGUCGUCCCGCGGGUGAUAAAUCCACUUCGACCACCACCACCACCACCACCACCACAACCGACGAUAACCCCUGCCGUGAGCGACCGUGACCGUGACUCGCUGCCCGCUAGACCGUCUACCCUUCCCUGCCUUCUGAACACGCCCGCGCAGCCGGACUGCGCGGAGACGGCUCGGAGAUCGAGGAGGCAUCUUGCUAUCUCUCCUCUCCUAAACUGAAUUCGUAGUAAAUCUUGAGAUACCCUGUCUAGCGUUCCACUUGCUCUGCUGUGUACGUACGCAAAGCGCACGCAUUGCGGGCUUGAUGCAUCCAUGAAAUAUUCCUAAAUAGGCCAGCAGUCACGCC
Aspergillus japonicus CBS 114.51 is the source of this 1474-nucleotide messenger RNA. RefSeq lists its product as uncharacterized. The record is from RefSeq and is a predicted model, not a curated record. The coding region runs from base 175 to 1347 and encodes 390 amino acids. The transcript has 3 exons. NCBI's taxonomy places the organism in Eukaryota, Fungi, Ascomycota, Eurotiomycetes, Eurotiales, Aspergillaceae.